AUGAAUCAAAUCGUGAGGUACCAUGGUUUCAUGUGUGUCUUCGGUUACAAGCCACCCCUGUUUGCGGCCUUGGAACCCGAGGUUGCAGUCCCAUCGGUCCACGCCCUAGUGCACCGCUGCCGUCGCAUCUGGGAGGCUGCCCGGCAGGUUCUGGUUCGGCAGCAGGACAGGGUCAAGGCAGCCACUGACCGCCGAAGGCAUCCCGCUCUAGCCUACCGUCCCGGUCAGAAGGUUCUGGCUCGGCAGCAGGACAGGGUGAAGGCAGCCACUGACCGCCGAAGGCGUCCCGCUCCAGCCUACCGUCCCGGUCAGAAGGUCUGGCUCUCGACCAAGGACCUCAACCUGCACGUUCCAAGUCGGAAAUUGGCUCCGAGGUUCGUGGGUCCGUUUCCCGUCUCCAAGGUCAUCAACCCAGCAGCGGUCCGUCUUAGGCUGCCCCGGUCCCUCCGGGUCCAUCCCACAUUUCACGUCAGCAAGGUGAAGCCGGUGGUGGACAGUGCCCUGAUGCCCCCCACAGUGCCGCCUCCUCCGCCCCGCAUGGUGGGGGGUGGUCCGGUGUACACGGUGGAGAAGAUCCUGGCUGUCCGGAAGCGAGGCCGGGGUCGCCAGUUUCUGGUGGAUUGGAAGGGAUACGGUCCGGAGGAGCGACAGUGGAUACCAGACCGCUUUAUUGUGGACAGGCCGCUCCUGACGGAUUUCUUUAGGUCUAGGGCUCCUGGACCGUCAGGAGUCGGUCCUUGAGGGGGGGGGUUCUGUCAUGUCUCGUCAAGCUUCCUGUUGUCUCGUGUGGGGUUCCGGUUUUAUUUUGAAAGACUAAUCUACCUCUCGUUCCAGACCUUCCUCUUCCUGCGGUGUCUGCCCCUCCCACACCUGUGUCUGCCUACUUUUCCCCAAUCGUUCCCACCUGUGCCUCUCCCUCCUCAUGUAUUUAUAGCCUGCAUUUCCCCUUGUCCUGUGCCUGUUUGUCAUGAGCCUUUACCUGCCAAGCAAGCUCUUUUAUUGCUCCAAGAAAUUAAAUCUUUAAGCUCUGCAUCUGAGUCCUGUCCUGUGUUCUGCC
Molecule: messenger RNA, 1057 nt
Organism: Oryzias melastigma (Indian medaka)
Lineage: Eukaryota; Metazoa; Chordata; Actinopteri; Beloniformes; Adrianichthyidae
Exons: 2
Coding region: 1-741 (246 amino acids)
Source: RefSeq, a predicted model, not a curated record